Messenger RNA from Myzus persicae (green peach aphid), 1121 nucleotides. RefSeq lists its product as uncharacterized. NCBI's taxonomy places the organism in Eukaryota, Metazoa, Arthropoda, Insecta, Hemiptera, Aphididae. The record is from RefSeq and is a predicted model, not a curated record. Bases 28 to 1044 code for a protein of 338 amino acids. The transcript has 3 exons.
AUUGAUGAAAUAUGCCUAGCCCCAACAAUGUGUCAAACACUAAAAGGUGAAUUAUUUUUAAUUAAAAAAAAUGAAAAUUUGCUAUUGUUUACGACGAAUGAUAACUGUAAAUAUUUAAGCGAAUCUAUUUGCUGGUUAGCAGAUGGAACAUUCAAGGCUUGCCCUCAAAUUUUCGAACAAAUGUAUGUUAUUCACGGAUCAAUUAAACGCGGAACCGAUGAAAUUUUCGUACCAUUAGUAUUUGCUCUGAUGAAUGGUAAAAGUGAAGAGCUAUAUAAUCAAGUAUUUUUUUUAUUAAAUGAAUUUUGCCUCGAAAACAAUAUUAAUAUUACACAAACUAAUGACUUGGAAAUAAUAACAGACUUUGAAAAAGCGGCCAUAAAUUCUUUAACUGAAAAUUUUCCCCAAGCAACUCAUUCAACAUGUUUUUUCCAUUUAUGCCAGAGUAUUUAUAGAAAAAUUCAAAAUAUUGGGUUAUCGACGAAAUAUGCAAAUGAUCCUGAGUUCAAUCUUCUUGCUAGACAUUUACCUGCGAUGGCCUUUUUACCAGUUGAUAGGGUUCAGGAAGGUUGGGCCAUAAUCAAACCAUUAUUUGGGAGCAAUGAAGAAGAACAAAGUCUAUUAAAGUAUUUUGAACAUUCAUACAUAAUGGGUAAACAAGUUAUGAAAACAAGAGGAAGACCAAGAAGAGAAUCAGUUUACACACCUCCACUUUUCCCUCCAGAAUUAUGGUCUGUAGCUGAAAGGUUAUCAUCAGGAUUGCCCAGGACGACAAAUACAGCAGAAUCCUGGCAUAGAAAAUUAAAUAGAUUAAUAUCGCCACAUCCAGGACUGCAUAAAUUAAUCAAAACCUUACAAUCUACUCAGAACGAAACUGAAGCAGUAAUUGAGAUGUUACUUUAUGGACGUAGUAAUAAAAAAAUGAAAAUUCAAGUACAAUCGCACAAUAUACGCUUAAAAGAAGUGCAACAAAGACUAUUAGCUGAUCCGGGUUAUGAUUUAUUAGAGUAUUUAAGAGGAAUAGCUCAAAAUUUAAAGUUUUAAUUACUCAUUAUAUUAUAAUAUUUAUACUAAUACUUAUAAGUUAUAUUUUAUAACAAAUUUUUUCUACGUUAUACUAC